AUGUUGCUGCUGCUGUUCCUGGGGAUUGCUGCAAGCAGAUGCCUACACGAUGAGACACAGAAGUCUGUGAGCCUGCUCAGGCCCCCUCUCUCCCAACUUGCCCCAGACUUCCGUUCUGCUUCCUUCACCCACCCUGGCUCUCGUGAUCCUCAGCCCCUGAGAAUCCGAACCUGCUAUAUCAGAGAUCCUGUAUCAGAUGGGGCUUGGGAUACUGAGGGAGCCGGAAGGAGAGGAGUACCUCAUGCCCUGGUGGCUGCUAGACAGGCCGCUAGGCGACUCCAGGGUGUCCUCGCAGUGCAAGGACCCCUGCUUCUGAGUCGAGACCCUGCACAGUACUGCCAUGCUGUCUGGGGAGACCCAGACACCCCAAACUACCACAGGUGCAGCCUCUUGAACCCAGGGUACAAAGGAGAGAGUUGCCUGGGAGUAAAGAUCCCUGAUGCCCAUCUCCGUGGUUACGCACUGUGGCCAGAGCAGGGUCCCCCACAACUGGUCCAGCCAGAUGGGCCUGGGGUCCAAAACACUGAUUUUCUCCUGUAUGUGCGGAUUGCCCACACUUCCAAGUGCCAUGGAGAGGUGAGGCCCAAAUCAAGUCCUUUUCCGUGUUCUGUCUCUCCUAGUAACUUGGGUCAUGUUGAUGAAGUUUGGGCGGGAGCUAAACCCCUUCAAGUAAUCCCUUGGGACCAUCCCUGCUGGGUUCCGUGGGUGUCUAUUUUCAGAAAGAUUUCUUCUGUGUUCCCCCACAUCCCUGCUUUCCACCGCUACCUUGUCCUGGCCCAUCCACAGCCUUCUAUCAUAGCCUAUGCUGCCUGCUGCCAGCUGGACUCAGAAGACAGGCCCCUUGCUGGUACCAUUGUCUACUGUGCCCAACAUCUUGCCAGCCCCAGCCUCAGCCAUAGUGACAUCAUCACGGCCACACUACAUGAAUUGCUCCAUGCUCUGGGUUUCUCUGGACAGCUCUUCAAGAAGUGGCGGGAUUGCCCCUCAGGACCCGGUGUUCCAGAGAACUGUUCUACAAGGCCACAAGUCACAAGGCGUGAUGAGUGGGGACAGCUGCUUCUCACUACCCCAGCUGUUAGCCACAGCCUGGCCAAACACUUGGGAGUGCUGGGGGCUUCACUGGGUGUUCCCUUGGAAGAAGAGGGCGCUUUGUCUUCACACUGGGAGGCCCGACUGCUCCAGGGUUCUGUAAUGACCGCUACCUUCAAUGGUGCCCGGCGCACUCGACUUGAUCCCGUCACUCUUGCUGCCUUCAAAGAUUCAGGCUGGUACCAAGUCAACCACAGUGCUGCAGAGGAGCUGUUGUGGGGCCGGGGAUCUGGCCUGGAAUUUGGUCUGGUGACCACAUGUGGGGCUGGCUCCUCAGACUUCUUCUGUACUGGCAGCGGACUGGGCUGCCACUACCUGCACCUGGACAAGGGGAGCUGUUCCUCAGACCCCAUGCUGGAAGGCUGCCGCAUGUACAAGCCCCUGGCCAAUGGGAGUGAAUGCUGGAAAAAGGAAAAUGGAUUCCCACCUGGGGCAGACAACCCCCACGGGGAAAUUUACCAUUCCCAGAGUCGUUGCUUCCUUGCCAACCUCACUUCACAACUGCUCCGUGGGGACGAGACCAGGCGUCCCUCUCAGAUCCCACACCUGAAGGAAGCAGAGCUCACUGGCCGCUGCUACUUACAUCAAUGCACAGAAAGGGGAGCAUACAAUGUGCAGGUAGAGGGGUCACCCUGGGCCUCAUGCCUUCCUGGAAAGGCUAUUCAGAUACCUGGGUACCAUGGUCUUCUCUUCUGUCCCCGGGGUCGGCUGUGUCAAACAAAUGAAGGUACCAAUGCUGUUACUUCCCCACCUGUGAGUCUUGCCACCCAAGACCCGUUAUUCCAUCUGUCUUUACAAUUAGCUGGGCCCCCAGGCCACUCUGUGGGGAAAGAAACGCUAGAAGAGCUGACUGAAGCAGUACUACAGGCUCUGGUGAGCAGAGGCCACACUGGCAGGUGCUAUUUCCACAGCCCCUCCACUACCACUGGACUGGUGUUCACUGUGUACAUGUGGAAGUCCUCUGGCUGCCACGGGCCUUCGGUUGGUAUGCUGCACAGGGCCCUGACCCUGAGUCUCCAGAAGAAGCCCCUGGAAGUAUAUUAUGGAGGAGCCAGCUUUACCACAGAACACAUCAAGUCACUGGUUACCUGGGACCAUAAUUCCUCCAUGACUCAUCUAGGGCUGUCCAUGGGACUCUGCCUAACACUGCUUAUCCUGGUGGGUGCACUGGGAACCAUGGCCUAUCAGAGAAGAGCUAUUCUCCAGGUGGCACCAGCUGCCCCUCACCAUUCACCAGAGCUCCAAGAAACAAGGGGCCCAGUUGAAGGAAUAAGAGAGGUGUGA
Messenger RNA from Herpailurus yagouaroundi (jaguarundi), 2373 nucleotides. It is a transcript of the gene CIROP, whose product is annotated as ciliated left-right organizer metallopeptidase. The transcript has 14 exons. Gene Ontology annotation, cellular component: cytoplasm; membrane. Gene Ontology annotation, molecular function: metalloendopeptidase activity. The record is from RefSeq and is a predicted model, not a curated record. Bases 1 to 2373 code for a protein of 790 amino acids. Lineage: Eukaryota; Metazoa; Chordata; Mammalia; Carnivora; Felidae. Gene Ontology annotation, biological process: proteolysis; cell adhesion.